Messenger RNA from Silurus meridionalis, 2271 nucleotides. RefSeq names its product carboxypeptidase N, polypeptide 1 (gene cpn1). The transcript is spliced from 9 exons. Gene Ontology annotation, biological process: proteolysis. The record is from RefSeq and is a predicted model, not a curated record. Bases 69 to 1421 code for a protein of 450 amino acids. Lineage: Eukaryota; Metazoa; Chordata; Actinopteri; Siluriformes; Siluridae. Gene Ontology annotation, molecular function: metallocarboxypeptidase activity; zinc ion binding.
GACUGGGAGAGGGAAAGAGUGAGUGAGGGAGAGGGAACAGCUUGCUGUUUGUGGAGCAGAACAGGACCAUGGUGUCUGGCAGUUGUGUAGUUUGGGUUGGAAUAUUGCUCCUGGGACUUGGGGCUCCGAAGACUAGGGCUGAUGAAUUCCAACACCAUGGAUAUGAGGAGAUGGUGCGCACACUGUUCUCCAUCCAGAGCCAGUGCCCAUACAUCACCCGCGUCUACAGCAUUGGCCGCAGUGUGGAGGGACGCCACCUUUAUGCCCUGGAGUUCAGCGAUAAUCCAGGCAUCCAUGAAGCAUUGGAACCGGAGUUCAAGUAUGUGGGGAAUAUGCAUGGAAACGAGGUGCUGGGUCGUGAGCUACUCAUCCAGCUUUCUCAGUUUUUGUGUGAUGAGUACCUAGCAGGAAACCAACGGGUUACAGAGCUUAUCCUUAACACACGCAUUCACAUUCUGCCCUCCAUGAAUCCAGAUGGCUAUGAAGUGGCAGCUAGGCAGGGUCCAGAGUUUAAUGGUUACCUUGUGGGCCGUGGGAAUUCCAGAGAUGUGGACCUAAAUCGCAAUUUCCCUGACCUAAAUGCCCUCUUGUAUUACAAUGAGAAGAACAAUGGACAGAAUCACCAUUUGCCCCUUCCAGACAACUGGGAGCACCAGGUUGAACCAGAGACUCUUGCGGUGAUUAAAUGGAUGCAAAGUUACAACUUUGUUCUCUCAGCAAAUCUGCAUGGAGGAGCAGUGGUGGCAAACUACCCUUUUGACAAAUCCAGAGAACCUCGUAUAAGAGGCAGGUCUAUGUAUUCUGCCACUGCAGAUGACAAGCUCUUCAAAAAUCUGGCAAAGACUUAUUCUUAUGCUCACAGCUGGAUGCAUAAAGGAUAUAACUGUGGAGAAUACUUUGAGGAUGGGAUAACCAAUGGAGCCAGCUGGUACACUCUAUCUAAGGGAAUGCAGGACUUUAACUACCUGUAUACCAACUGCUUUGAGAUCACUUUGGAGUUGAGCUGUGAUAAAUUUCCCCCAGCAGCCACUCUGGCCCGAGAAUGGCUAGCCAACAGGGAAGCUCUGGUGUCUUACUUGGAACAGGUUCACCAUGGCAUUAAGGGAAUGGUCUAUGAUGAGAAUAACAACCUGAUCAGCAAUGCAGUCAUCUCAGUGGCAGGAAUAAACCAUGACAUAACCAGUGGUGCAGAUGGCGAUUACUUCCGUCUACUUUUGCCAGGAACCUACACUGUAACUGCCAUUGCAGCAGGCUACCGGCCUUCCACCAGUACAGUGACAGUCGGACCUGCAGAGGCCAUACAGUUACACUUCUAUUUGAAACCAGCUCCAAAAGUGAAGAACAUGAAUGUGAGAGACCAUCAGGAUAAGAAAAGCUUGUCAGCAUUCAAAGUUCCUCCAGCCAACCUCGGUCCAAGAUAAAAAAUAAAUAAAUAAAAAGCAUCAAUAACCUUCCUUAAAAAAGUUGCCAAAGGAAGUUUAAAGUAUUGCUGUCACUGAAACAUACUUGCUCAGACCUUAGUCUUUCUUGGAUCCUAAACAAUAUGUUUUUCACACAGUUUUAUCUACUGAAAAUUAAUUCACACUCAUAUAACACUUAAGAAUGUAUUAUGCAUGUAUUAAAUAAUGUCAGAUUCAAUCAGCAUAUAAUUCUGAAAAUAAUUUUAAUAAUAAGGAGAUGUUAUGAUGUGUUACAAAUGUUGUACAUCAGCACUUACAGAGAAUCUCCUAAUCAACAUUUCCUAGUCAGGGUUGUCUUGAGAUAUCUUGAGUACAUAUUAAUUUAACCAAGAAUUAUCAUGAUAUCAUGGUUAUAUUUAAGCUUUUUACAUCUGUCAAAACUGUUUCAGUAUCAGUAGGAAUACUGUAUAGCACUGAAUAUUUACAAAACUGUAUAGACCAUUUCAAUAUCCUGUUUAUCUUCUUUAUGAUUUUAGGCAAUUAAGGAUUUAUUUAGAUUUGAGAAAUUUACGAUUAGAGUAAAGCAAAAGAUCAUAAAUACUACGCAAAAGUCUUUUGUAAGUAAAAUACAGAAACUACAAAAUUCAGAAAGUUAGAAUACAAAUACUUAAUGAAAAAAAUAUUUUAAAAAGUGUUGGAUACCUGUUGUUGUACAUUUGUUCACCAGAGGUCGCUGUCGUCCACUGAAAAUAUGUGUACAUGGCUGGUUUGGAACAACUAUUGUUUGAUUGAAUGUCUAUUUUCCCCUAUACGAACUAUUCUAUAAUUCACUGUAUUGUAAAUGAGUUAAAAUAAAUCAUUUUACCCUAAA